Brachypodium distachyon (stiff brome) is the source of this 1441-nucleotide messenger RNA. RefSeq lists its product as uncharacterized. The transcript is spliced from 6 exons. NCBI's taxonomy places the organism in Eukaryota, Viridiplantae, Streptophyta, Magnoliopsida, Poales, Poaceae. The record is from RefSeq and is a predicted model, not a curated record. The coding region runs from base 32 to 1045 and encodes 337 amino acids. Gene Ontology annotation, biological process: exonucleolytic trimming to generate mature 3'-end of 5.8S rRNA from tricistronic rRNA transcript (SSU-rRNA, 5.8S rRNA, LSU-rRNA). Gene Ontology annotation, molecular function: nucleic acid binding; 3'-5'-RNA exonuclease activity.
CCGCCGCAGUUCAACCAUAGCAUCGAUUUGUAUGGCGCUCGCUAGGGUUUCUUCCUCUUCCCGCCUCUCCGUUUCUUCCUUCACCACUUCCUCCAUGCUCCAUUCCUUCCUGCGGCCCUUCUCUACCUCCUCCUCUAUCUCGGCUCCUCGCUUCUCUCACCCAAGAAGCUUCCCCACAGAUGUCGGGUUGUCUCAGGAUUCCUUUGCUUCUACUGCGAGGGAGGAGGGGGAUGUAAUAGAAGCCCCGAGGUCCACCUCCAGGCGGCCGUGGAAGCCCAUGUGCUUGUACUACACCCAGGGAAAAUGCACCAUGAUGGAUGAUACUUUUCAUCUUGAGAAAUUCAAUCAUAAUUUGAUGAUGGACCUACCAGUGAAUGCUUCAGCUGCAGAUAAAGUGAAACCUCAGAAACUGGAUUAUUUUUUGGUUCUUGAUUUGGAGGGUAAGGUUGAAAUUCUAGAAUUCCCAGUUGUAAUGAUUGAUGCCCAUAGCAUGGAGUUCGUCGAUUCAUUUCACAGGUUUGUACGACCAACUGCAAUGAGUGAGCAACGAAUAAGAGAAUAUAUAGACGGGAAAUAUGGAAAGUUUGGAGUUGACCGUGUAUGGCAUGAUACUGCUAUCCCUUUUGGAGAAGUACUUCAAGAGUUCGAAGACUGGAUUGGAGGUCAUGAAUUGUGGAAACAAAAGCAAGGGGAAUCACUCAACAGUGCAGCAUUCAUUACUUGUGGCAAUUGGGAUUUGAAGACUAAGGUCCCUGAGCAGUGCAAGGUUUCAAAAUUGAAGUUGCCAUCUUACUUUAUGGAGUGGAUCAAUUUGAAGGACAUCUACCUCAACUUCUAUAACAGAAGAGCAACUGGAAUGAUGACAAUGAUGAGGGAGCUUCAAAUCCCAACUGUUGGAAGCCACCAUCUCGGGAUAGAUGAUGCAAAAAACAUUGCAAGAAUUGUUCAGCGCAUGCUUGCUGAUGGUGCUAUGAUACAAAUUACUGCAAAGAGACACUCAGCUACAAAUGAUGUGGAAUUUCUUUUCAAGAACAGAAUCAGGUGACUGAAUAUUGAGACAUGGGAAUUUUAACACAUGCAGCUAGAAGAUGAAAAGAACAGAAGAUGCACUCCACCGAAAAUGAACUAUUGCAUGGAGGCACUGGAUGCUCUACCUUCUGGCGAUGAAAACUAGCUCACAUCAGUCUCAAAUGGCACGACAACAUGAAGUAAAAUGGCGCUAGGCAUCAGGCACCGAUUGCGGGGAGAAGCAGGUCUUGAAUAGCCUGUCAACGGAAGGACCCAUCUGUUCUGUACGUUGCUACUGCAGUACAGUGCUUUCUCCUUUCCAUUUUACAUUUUUUCCCCGAAAAGUUUAGGUGUUAAAGAAACCUGACGUUUCCACUUAGCGGUCUCUUAAUCUGAUUAACCAAUACAAAGAUCGUUAAAUCUCUCUUGCAUA